Hypoxylon fragiforme is the source of this 564-nucleotide messenger RNA. RefSeq lists its product as uncharacterized. Lineage: Eukaryota; Fungi; Ascomycota; Sordariomycetes; Xylariales; Hypoxylaceae. The coding region runs from base 1 to 564 and encodes 187 amino acids. The record is from RefSeq and is a predicted model, not a curated record. The transcript has 2 exons.
AUGUCCAUCGAACCCGACGCCCACCCGCGCCCCUUCCCCCAAGACCUCCCCCCGCGUCCCGAACCGCCGCCGUCAUCAUCAUGGCGCACCCGCAGCUGCCCCGGCUUCCGCAGCUGCUGGAGCUUCAGCUGGCACGCGUACAGCCUCGCCACCCCCGACAGCGCCGUGCUCGCGCGCCGCGCAUGCAUGAUCAUCACGCUGGCGGCGCGGACGGGCCUCUCGGUCUGGGGCGUCGUGUUCGGGGCGUACAGCGCGGCGGUCGUGGGCACGGUCGUGGGCAUUGUGCUGGCGGUCGUUGGGUUCCUGUUCAUCGCGUGGUGUCUUGCGCAGGUGGGGGAGGUGGAGGGGAGGAGGAUUGUCUUGGGCGCGGGGAUCGACCGCUGGCACUUCGACAUAUUCCUCAUCUUCUCUGCCUUGAUCCACAUCGGUGCGCUGAUAGGGGUCUUCACCGGAAUGGGACAAACGGGUUUCCUGGUUAUCUGGUACGGGAUGUGGCUUUUACUGUUUGCGGCUGCUUGGAUUACUACGUGGGAUCCUGUGCCGUUGGCUGGGUCAUAUGUAUAG